Messenger RNA from Pteropus alecto (black flying fox), 3373 nucleotides. RefSeq names its product BRCA1 associated ATM activator 1 (gene BRAT1). Gene Ontology annotation, cellular component: nucleus. The transcript is spliced from 13 exons. Gene Ontology annotation, biological process: cell population proliferation; positive regulation of protein phosphorylation; DNA damage response. NCBI's taxonomy places the organism in Eukaryota, Metazoa, Chordata, Mammalia, Chiroptera, Pteropodidae. The coding region runs from base 725 to 3190 and encodes 821 amino acids. The record is from RefSeq and is a predicted model, not a curated record.
AGGCCAGGGGAGCUGCCCGGCACCGGCGUGCGUGGUCUGGGCUGGAUUUCAGCGCCACCGCGGUCGCGGGCUCGCGGUCCUCGUGGACGGGUCCAUAGGCCUAAGAGUGACCCCAAACUGCAGGAAGGGUUCCUUCCUCAGGGGCCCUGCCUCGCCCGGGGGAGCCCUGACCCCGGCAGAGUCACUGGCCACCCAGCCCCUGCCGCUGCGCUCCCUGACCACAGGCCGCUUAUGGUUAUUCCGCCUGGCGUGCAUGUUAAUGCGCAGGCACGAGGGCCCCCGCCCCUCCCAGGCCCGACACGCAGGUGCACGCCCCGGCCCGGGGUCGGGGGUCGGGGGCGGCAGUGUGGACGGAGCGCCUUCCUUCGGUGCACGCUGCUGGCCGGAGGGGUGUCGGGUGCAGACGCACUGACUCUGGGAGGGACAGACACACUUCCAGCCCGGACCAAGACGUGCUUGCCCUGUGUUCGUGGCCGCCCCAGAACGUGCACACACCCCGACUCUGGCCCUCCCGCGGCCUAGGCGCGCGUCGUGCUUUUUCCCCUCCCACCAGAGCCCAAGGUUGGCAGCUUCGAGCCCCUAAGUUAGGCCUUGUGGUUUACACCGUACUUCCUCCCAGCGCUGCCACCUCGGUCACCUCCAGCCCCACCCAGGCUGAGGCUUUGCACUCCUCCCUGCAGCGAGCUGAUAGCCGCCUGGCCUGGGACGAAUCCCUGGUUUCAUCAUGGACCCAGAGUGUUCCCAGCUCCUCCCGGCUCUCUGUGCUGUUCUGGUGGACCCCAGGCAGCCUGUGGCAGAUGACACCUGCUUGGAGAAGCUGCUAGACUGGUUUAAAACGGUAACUGAAGCAGGGUCCAGCGUGCUGCUGUUGCAGGAGAACCCGUGCCUGGUGGAGCUGCUGUCCCGCGUGCUGGUGUCGCAGGACCUGAGUCCUGGAACCCUCUCGUUCUCACUCCGCCUCGCCGGGAUAUUCGCGGCCCAGGAAAGCUGUUUCCAGUACCUUCAGGGGGAGCUGCUGCCCGGGCUCUUUGGGGAGCUGGGCCCGCGGGGCGGAACAGCCUGGACGGCGCCCGCGGUCCGCAGCGGCUGGACCCAGGGCCUGCGCUCCCUGGCACGGCACCCCAGCGCCCUGCACGUCCUGGCUGACCACGGCAUCCUGGACACCAUCUUCUCCCUGCAGGAAGAUUCCAGCCUGUUCGUGGCCUCGGCAGCCGGGCAGCUGCUGGCGCACAUCCUGGGCCUGUCCAUGCAAGGCCAUGCCCAGGGACACCCUGGUCCGCAGGCCUGCGACUGGCCGGCGUGUGCCCAGAGGAUCGUGGGCCACCUUGAAGAGGCCCUGCGCUCCCCUGCCACCCCGCGGGUUGCACGAGCCCUGAAUGCCCUGACCACCAUGUUCGGGCACUGCCACAGCCCUUGGACACAGGUCCUCUGGGUGCGGCUGAGUCCCCUCGUGGCCCGUCUGCUCGAGAAAGACCCCAUCCCCGCCGCACACCCGCUGGUGGACCUCCUCCUCAGUGUGGCCCGUUCUCCUGUGCUGAGUUCCGACUGUGGCCUGUGGGAGACGUUGGCACAGGCUCUGAGCCAUCUGAGCCCCACACAAGCCGGGCCUCUGGCUUUGGGGAUCCUGAAACUGCAGGACUGUCCACAGGCGCUGAGCACCCAGGCCUUUGCUGUCCUUCUCCAGCCCCUGGUCUGUGUCCUGAAAGCCACUGCCCAGGCCACCAGGCCCCCAGGCUUGCUGGGUGGGACCACGAGUGCCUCGGUGACAGUGGAUGCACUCCUGUCCUCCAGGCCGGCCUGUGUGGCUCUCCUGUGCCAGACCCUGGCCCACCUGGAGCUUCUGCAGCCCAUGCCCCAGCGCCCCUCGCCCUGGCCCCAGGCGCUUCUGCUUGGGGCUGCGGUGACCAUCCUGCAGUUGUGCAGGGGCUCGGCAGCCCCUGCCUCCGACGUGGGGGGCCGCCUCUGCGUGCUGCUAGCGGGGUGCGUCCGUGUCCAGCGAGCAGCCCUCGACUUCCUGGGGACGCUGUCUCAGGGGACAGGCCCACAAGAGUUGGUGACGCAGGUGUUGGCUGUUCUCCUGGCGUACCUUGAGAGCCCCGACUCCAGCCCCAUGGUGCUGAAGAAGGCCUUCCAGGCCACGCUCAGGUGGCUCCUGAGCUUGCCCAAGGCUCCUGGCUGCUGUGACCUGGACCCCAAACUUCAGCUCUUCCUCAGAGAGCUGCUGGCCGUGCUGCAGAAACGUCUGUGCAGCCCCUGCUGGGAGGUGAGGGACUCGGGCCUUGAGUUCCUGACGCAGGUGACCAGACACUGGGGAGGACAGGCCGGCUUCCAACAUGUGCUCCUGGCUUCUGAGGUGCCCGCGCUCGCCGAGCAGCUCCUGCGUGACCCUGAGCGCUAUGUCCGAGCCAGCGCCGUGACCGCCCUGGGGCAGCUCUCUGGCCACGGGCUGCAUGCCACCUCCGCCAGCCCCGGGCACCCGGGAGGCCAGCAGAGGAGCCCACUCCAGGACCUUCUGCACAUCCUCUCCACAGACUCAGAGGGCUUCCCCCGGAGGGCUGUCAUGCAGGUCUUCACCGAGUGGCUGAGGGACGGCCAUGCCGAAGUGGCUGAGGACAUGGAGCGGUUUGUGGCCAGGGUGCUCCAGGUGGCGAGCCGGGACCUGGACUGGGAGGUCCGGGCCCAGGGCCUCGAGCUGGCGCUGGUGUUCCUGGCUCAGACGCUGAGCCAGCCCAGCUCCUCUUGUCCCUAUGCUGUGGCCCCGCCUGAGGUGGUCCCACCCAGCCGGCUGGCGCAGGCCCUGCAGGCCCUCUGCCGAGUGCGGCUUUUUGAGUUUGCCUUUCGAGCCUUGUUUGACUGUGACCGACCUGUGGCCCAGAAGUCCUGCGAGCUCCUUCUCUUCCUGAGGGCCAAGGCUGGUCCCUGUGACGGUCUGCAGGAGGCGGGGGGCAGCCCUGACGUGGCCUCCGUGGAGGCCGCCCUGCAGAGGUGGCGGGUGGGCGAGCAGGACCAGCCCCUGGGGGACCUGGAGCCCGGGGCUGUGAUGGCCGUGCUGAGGUCCAUGGACCUGGACGGCCUCCGCGGCACACUGGCCGAGAGCAGUGACCACGUGGAGAAGAGCCCUCAGUCGCUUCUGCAGGACGUGCUGGCCUCCGUGGGCGUCCUGGGGGAGAACGAGGCCGACUGCUACUGAGGCGGCCCAGCGACCUCCCUGGGCCUCCUGCCUCUGCGCCUUGUCCCUUCCUCAGGUCCCUGGGGCUCCAGCUCGGCCUGGCUGCACAAGGGAUCCUCAGGGAAGCCGGGACCAGGUGACACCAGCAAGGUCAGAGUCACACGUUUUGAUGUAUUAUUAAAGUGGCUUAUUUUCUACUAAGGA